GGCACUUCCGCCCGCACGAGGCCUUCCGGUGCGGAGGUCACCAUGGCGGCGUCCUUGGCUCGGCUCGGGCUCCGGUCUGUGAAGCAGGUUCGGGUUCAAUUCUGCCCCUUCGAGAAGAAUGUGGAGUCGACAAGGACCUUCCUCCAGGCGGUGAGCAGCGAGAAGGUCCGUUCCACCAAUCUCAACUGCUCGGUGAUUGUGGACGUGAGGCACGACGGCUCCGAGCCCUGCGUGGACGUGCUGUUCGGAGACGGGCAUCGCCUGAUUAUGCGCGGUACCCACCUCACCGCCCAGGAAAUGCUCACAGCCUUCGCCUCCCACAUCCAGACUAGGACUGCGGCGGGGAGCGGGGACAAGCCAGGCGCUGGUACCGGGCGCUGACAGUGCAGAAGAGAUCAACAAGCAGAUUUUAGCUUGGGAUUGUUAGGACACUUACCUAAGAGUUUGAGAGACUUCGUCACUCGAAUCACCAUCUGGAGGGCCAUGGAGCGCCAAAAAGAAAAAAAGAGCGAGCCCUGUGACUACUGAUCCAACCAACGUUUCUGAAACGAGACAUGAUUGGAGAGGGAUCUGCACAAACUUGAAUUUAUUUCAUUUUCUUACCAUCACUCCCUGCUUAACCCUUUUGAAUAUGGCUUUUCCCACCACUCACUCAAGGUACCUCUUGCUCUUAUUAGCCAAAUCCAGUGCUGUUUUUCUCGGUCCUCAUAGUUCCAUGUCAGUAGCAUCUGCCACUUUUAAUUCACUCCCUUGUGGAAGUUCUCUUCCUCAUGGGUUUUUUUUUUCUUUUAACCAUAACAUUGUACUCUCAUCCUUCAUUUUCUUCUGUAUGUCUGAGCAUUUCAUCCUGUCAUAACUUGAACUCUGGGGUUAAAUCCUACAUUUCUGUUUGGCUCUAAUCUCAACGACUGUGCUAUGGGCAGGUUACCUACUACCGAUUUCCUCCAAACCCCACCAAACUCUGUGUCCAAAAUAGAAUUGAUAAUCUUACAUAUACAUAUACUUUCCUCUCCCCCUGACUUCUCCAUUCCUUCAUCUGCUUCAUCUUCUCAGCCACCUGGGCUGGAAACCGCAGCAUUAUCUCUGCUUCUGUCCUCUCUCUUUCCCUGCGUAUCCAGUUAGUAAAUUCAAAAUAUUCUUUUUUAAACAAAAGCUUCUGAAAUGUUUUCUCCAUUCCCAUUCACUUUCCUGUAUCAUUGUAUUCUCCCACCCAAUCUCCUUUUUUUCUGACCGUUUUUGCUGCUGCUUACUUUUAUCUUUCAAAGCACAUCACUGUUUUUAUGUCUCACUACUUGUUUCACACAGUGCCCAAUGCGUUUUUCAUACUGGGUUACCAACUCAUUAGAAUGGAUCAUGAAAUCGAUUUAGAGGGUUAAAUCAGCCUUUCAAAAACAAAGUAAAAUAGAAUAAAAAGUAUCAGAGUGCA
Messenger RNA from Felis catus (domestic cat), 1426 nucleotides. RefSeq names its product mitochondrial ribosomal protein L53 (gene MRPL53). NCBI's taxonomy places the organism in Eukaryota, Metazoa, Chordata, Mammalia, Carnivora, Felidae. The transcript has 3 exons. The record is from RefSeq and is a predicted model, not a curated record. Bases 43 to 381 code for a protein of 112 amino acids. Gene Ontology annotation, cellular component: mitochondrial large ribosomal subunit.